UGUGACGUCACUAGGCAGGCGGCCAAUCAGUUCCAGAGCCCCUCUAUAAAAAGUUAUAUUCAUCGCGCACAAUUUAUAACGCUUCAUAGAAGCAAAACCGAUCAGAGAAAGGACGCAGGUGAAAGAGCUGGACAUUGCGCACUGAGCUGUUUUGAAGAGAUUUAUUUCUAAGGUGUUAUCUCCCUGAGGCAAAUAAGAAAUGGUGCUGGCAGAUAUCCCAUUUUUUGGUCCUAUCUCGGUGUCAGAGAGUCUGGUGGCUAUUAUAACAAUAUGCACAGUGUAUCUCCUGCUGUGGGUCACUCGCACCAAAAUUCCUGAAGGUCUUCUGCCACUUCCCGGCCCGAAACCUCUCCCCCUCAUUGGAAAUGUGCUGGAAUUAGGACGCAACCCACACCUGAGUUUGACAGCCAUGAGCAAGCAGUAUGGCCCAGUUUUCCAGGUCCAGAUCGGCACGCGUCCCGUGGCAGUGUUGGGCGGUAGUGAGGUUGUACGACAGGCCCUGAUCAAGCAGGGUGAAGAGUUUGCCGGACGUCCUGACCUCUACAGCUUCCAAUUCAUUAGUGAUGGGAAGAGCCUGGCGUUCAGCACGGACCAGGCAGGUGUAUGGCGUGCACGUCGCAAGCUCGCACACAAUGCCCUGCGCUCAUUCGCAAACAUCGAAGGUCAGAGCGUUGAGUAUUCCUGCGCCCUGGAGGAACACAUCAGCAAAGAGGGCCUGUGCCUGAUCGAGAGGCUGUGCAGCGUCAUGGAGGCCAAUGGCGGAUUUGACCCUUUCCGUUACAUCGUAGUGUCCGUAGCCAACGUGAUCUGCGGCAUGUGCUUUGGCCGUCGCUACAGCCACGAUGACAACGAGCUACUGAACCUGGUGAACAUGAGCGACGAGUUCAACCAAGUGGUGGGCAGCGGAAACCCGGCUGACUUCAUUCCAUUCCUGCGCCUCCUGCCCAGCACCAGCAUGAAGAAGUUCCUAGCCAUCAACAAGCGCUUUAACACGUUCAUGAAAAAGCUUGUCAAAGAGCAUUAUGACACCUACGAUAAGGACAAUAUCCGUGAUAUCACAGACUCGCUUAUCGAUCACUGCGAAGACAGAAGACUGGACGAGAACUCAAAUCUGCAGGUGUCCGAUGAGAAGAUAGUGGCAAUUGUGAAUGAUCUCUUUGGAGCCGGUUUCGACACAAUCAGCACAGCUUUGUCCUGGUCUGUUGUGUACCUAGUGGCUUAUCCUGAGAUACAAGAGAGACUGCAUGAAGAGCUGAAGGAGAAGGUUGGAAUAGACAGUACACCGCGCCUGGUGGACAAAACCAACCUGAUUUACCUCGAGGCUUUCAUCAUGGAGAUCUUCCGUCAUUCCUCCUUCCUUCCUUUCACCAUCCCGCACUGUACCACAAAAAACACGUCCCUUAAUGGGUACUUCAUUCCUAAAGACACGUGCGUCUUCAUCAACCAGUGGCAAGUCAACCAUGACCCGGAGAUCUGGAAAGAUCCUUCCAUGUUCAAUCCCGACCGCUUCCUCACCGCUGAUGGCACCGAGCUCAACAAGAUGGAAGCUGAGAAGGUCAUGAUCUUCGGCUUGGGCAAGCGCCGUUGCGUGGGAGAAGUCAUCGCUCGCUCUGAGGUCUUCCUCUUCCUCGCUAUCCUCAUCCAAAGGUUAAAGUUCAGCAGCAUGCCGGGGCAGAUGCCAGACAUGACACCAGAGUACGGCCUCACCAUGAAGCACAAGCGCUGCCUCUUGCGCGCCACGCUGAGACCUGGGUUCGAAACUUCAUGCACGGUGUGAGAGUAUAAAAUGAGCCGUAAAUUCAGCUGUUUAAUUUCAGGGAUGCUAAUGAUGAGAAUCCCUCAUAUUGUUGUGAUGCUGUGGUCAGUAUAGACUCAGAGGAUCUCUUUAGUGCAGUGAGGGUUAUCUCAAUGUAGUGGCUGAAAAUUUCUGACGCUUUUCUGUCUUAAAUGCAGAUACACAUAUUUUCAGAAUAUAGUCACCAAGCUGCCGGAAGAACAAGACAGUUCAUCUUGUGAAACUAACAUAAUAUAUCGGUAAAGAUGCUGUGUCCAUGUCUAGUGAUUUAGUUCACAUCACUUUGGAGUUGAGUUCACUGGCUAAUUCCUGGCUAUAUCUCAGGUACCUUGCUGCAGUGGUUAGAAAACAUCAAUCUGAUUCUGUGGAACGUAUUCAUUACAAAUCAUGAACAAUCUGUUCAGAUGGCAUGGACAGAAUUAAAUAUUUUAGUGCCUUUGUCUUACAGUAAGCUGUAGUUUGAAAAUUAUGCAUUAUAUAAGCCUUUUAGUACUACUGACUGUUAUUUUUGCUAUGAUAAAAUAUAUUAAGAGAAAAAAAUUUGAAAAAGAAUUUUUUUCUUUCUUUUUUUAAUGAUCCAUAGCAUCAUCGGCUUGAUGAUCAACACUGAAGUUAUUUUCAAAAUGAUAUUUAAGCUCCAUCCCGUAAUGUGAUCCAUAAAUUCAUGUGCUGUUUUACUGAUCAGUUUCCAAUGUGCUUUAACUUCUGCUUGUACACAAUGCUGAAGUUUUGUAUCGAGAUUUAUUUAUCGAGGCCUUCAGAGAUAUUGCUUUCAGUACAGGUAAAACUGAUAGGCCACUGUUUUUUUCUGUGUGUGUGUGUGUUUGUGUGUGUGUAUGUGUGUGUGUGUGUUUGUGUGUGUUUAUGGGAAAUAAUGAAGGAGGUGAAUUUAUGUUGUAACUUUCUUGAAGUACAAAACAAAAAUUCAGUCAUUACAGUAAUUGCCUUUUUGUACUUAAUUGUACGUAAUUAAUUAAUUGCCUUUUUGUACUCUGCUGUUGCAAAAGUUUUGGCACAUUUGUAUUCUUUGCCAAAAUAAAACUAAGUGAAAAAAAAAUGUCUACAAAGAACUGUCUACAUUUCUUUUUACAAUAAAUUGGUUUGAAGAGUCCAGUAACAUGUCAAGACAACAAGAAACACCAACCACUUUGAGAUGUUUAACCAAAAACAAAAUGGUGUGAGACGUGAGAUGAAUCAGAGCUAUUGUUUCCAUGCCCAAGCUGGUUAUUUUCCUAUAACAGCAAAAAAGUGUAAACAAAUAACAAAUAAAAAGUGUUUUAUUCCUCUUA
Molecule: messenger RNA, 3084 nt
Organism: Tachysurus vachellii
Lineage: Eukaryota; Metazoa; Chordata; Actinopteri; Siluriformes; Bagridae
Gene: cyp1a
Product: cytochrome P450 1A1
Exons: 7
Coding region: 200-1777 (525 amino acids)
Biological process (GO): hormone biosynthetic process; progesterone metabolic process
Molecular function (GO): iron ion binding; steroid 17-alpha-monooxygenase activity; oxidoreductase activity, acting on paired donors, with incorporation or reduction of molecular oxygen, reduced flavin or flavoprotein as one donor, and incorporation of one atom of oxygen
Source: RefSeq, a predicted model, not a curated record